GGUACCAGACGCAAGCUGCGGGCGACAUUGUUUGGGAUGCUGGGUUCUGCUUUUCCAGAAUCCUGCCCUUUCCAAAAGGAAGACAGUAUGAUUAAGUUCCAGGAAAGGGCGACAUUCAAGGACAUAGCUGUUAUCUUCACCAAGGAAGAGCUGGCAGUAUUGGAUAAAUCCCAGAUAAAGCUGUACCAAGAUGUGAUGCUGGAAAACUUCAGGAACCUCAUCUCAGUGGACGGGAUUAAAAACAACAUUUUGAAUCUUCAGGGAAAGGGGUUAAGUCACCUUUCUCAAGAAGUGCUUCAUUGCUGACAGAUUUGGAAACAAAAGAUCCGGGAUUUAAGUGUGAGUCAGGAUUAUAUCAUGAACCUUCAAGAACAGUGUUCCCCACAUUUAGAAGAUGUUUCCCUCUGUGAAGAGUGGGCAGGCGUGUCUCUUCAGAUUUCUGAAAAUGAAAACUAUGUAGUAAAUGCCAUUAUCAAAAAUCAAGAUAUCACAGCAUGGCAAAGCCUGACACAGGUUCCUACUCCAGAAUCUUGGAGGAAAGCCAACAUAAUUACCGAGCCCCAGAAAUCUCAGGGAAGAUAUAAGGGAAUUUACGUGGAAGAGAAAUUGUACAGACGUGCUCGGCAUGAUGAGAGCCUCAAUUGGACCUCAUGUGAUCAUCAUGAGUCCCAAGAAUGUAAAGGAGAGGACCCUGGUAGACACCCCAACUGUGGGAAAAACUUGGGUAUGAAAUCAACAGUUGAACAACAUCAUGUGGUCCAUGUUUUACCACAGCCUUUCACAUGUAAUAACUGUGGGGUGGCCUUUGCAGAUGAUACAGAUCCUCGUGUCCAUCACAGCACUCACCUAGGAGAAAAAUCUUAUAAAUGUGACCAGUAUGGAAAGAACUUAAGUCAGAGCCAAUAUCUUAUCAUUCAUUGUAAAACCCACUCAAGAGAGACUCCCUAUGAAUUCCACGAAUGGCCUACAGGCUGCAAACAGAGCUCAGACCUUCCCAGAUGUCAGAAAGUCCCCUCAGGAGACACCUACAAAUGUAAAGAAUGUGGCAAGGGCUUCAGGUGCAACUCCUCCCUUCACAACCAUCAUCGAGUCCACACAGGGGAGAUGCCCUACAAAUGCCACGUAUGUGGGAAAGCGUUUGGAUUUCGGUCACUUCUUUGUAUUCAUCAGGGAGUACACACAGUGAAAAAGCCCUACAAAUGUGAAGAGUGUGGGAAGGGCUUUGAACAGAGCUCCAAACUUCUUAUCCAUCAGAGAGUCCACACUGGAGAGAAGCCCUACAAAUCCAGUGAGUGUGGCAAGUGCUUUAGUUCAAGCUCCGUUCUUCAAGUCCACUGGAGGUUUCACACAGGGGAGAAACCUUAUAGGUGUGGUGAGUGUGGAAAGGGCUUCAGCCAAAGUACACACCUUCACAUUCACCAGAGAGUCCACACAGGGGAGAAACAAUACAAAUGCAAUGUGUGUGGAAAGGAUUUUGGGUAUAGUUCUGUUCUUCACACUCAUCAGAGAGUUCACACUGCAGAAAAACCAUAUAAAUGCGAAGUGUGUGGAAAGUGCUUUAGUUACAGUUCAUAUUUUCACUUCCAUCAAAGCGAUCACACAAGAGAGAAACCAUAUAAAUGUGAUGAGUGUGGUAAAGGCUUCAGUUGGAAUUCAGAUCUUCAUGUUCAUCUCAGAGUCCACAGAGGACAGAGGCCCUAUAAGUGUAAGGCAUGUGGUAAGGGCUUCAGUCGUAAUUCGCACCUCCUUGCCCAACAGAGAGUGCAUAUAGAUGAGACACAGUACACACAUUGUGAGCAUGGCAAAGACCUUCUGACUCAUCAAAGACUACAUGAGCAGAGAGAAACAUUAUAAACGUAGUAAGUCAGGGUUAAAUUAGGAAAACAGAAGCCACACUGUAUUCCAGAUAACAGAGGCUUACUCAGCCUGUGGGAGGGCUGGGGGAGCAAAAGACAGGGAGACUGCCAUCAAUAAUGUCAGCCUGCAGCACUGGAGUGUGCCAGGCAAGGGUUGUGGAUUUCAAGAACUUCUGUGAAGCUCCCAUCAACUGCUGUAUGCUACAAUGGUAAAGUAGGUUACUCUUGACAAAUGGGUGGUUUGUGGUAGUGUUUGUAGUUAGAGGUCAAAUUUCCAUUAAAGGGUGUGUCCAGGAAGGAAAUUCUAAUUGGGAUGAUUAUGGUAAGGUCUUCAGUUUAGCCAAAGUCCUUAGAUUUUUUUUAGUCCCCAACAGAACAAUACUCUCUGUAUGAAGAACAUUCAAAAUUGUGCUCAGAAAUGAAACCGAUGCUCUUACUAUGAAAGAACAUUAGUACUCAGGUUUUCCAUGAGAUUCUCUGCACAGGCGAGAAGCUCUACAGAAGUGGCAUUUGAAGGGUGUGGCAGAGGUAGUGCUGUGUUUAUCACACUGGUUCCAUUUCCUUGCGAAUAAGAAGACUCUAUUUCCCAGUAACAUUUGCAGUUAAGAGUGUGCCCAUGUUUGAGCUCUAGCCAAUGGAGUGUGAGCAAAAGUGAUAUAAGCCACUUUCAGGUCUAGCCUUUAUAAACAUCCUCAGGCUUCUCUAUUCCUGCCAAGGUGACCUUGGAGGCUGCUUAUUCCAGACUGCAUUGAUAGAAGGUCGCUAUCUGAUCUGUGUUGGAUUUCUUUUUAUAGUAAGAAAUAAAAAUUCACUGUGUCUCACCACUGAGAUUUUUGGUGGUUUAUUUGUUACUGCAGCAUUGCCUAGGCCAUCCUGACUAGCAUGGAGGGAUUUUAUAGCAAUAUGUUUCAUUGUCAGUGGAGUCCACAUACAGAAGAAACAUUGUAAUUCAGAGUUCAAAGCUUUUAAGUCUUUAAGGCUAGAUGUGGCAGUGCAACCAUCUAAAAUGGUAUGGAUGGGACUUCUCCAGUGAUAACCUUCAUUCAUUGGUGUGUACACCAAAGAGAAAUGUUCAAGAUGAUAUAGCUGUGGUAAAACUUUACUGAAAAGUACAACCCACAGACGUAAGAAAUCUUAUACAAUAGAGAAACUCUGUAGCGUGGGAGCUGAAUAAGUUUGACAGCUCACACCUUAAAUGUGAUUAAAAAUUAACUAGAAUAGGUGUUCUGUGGUUAGUCUUAAUAAAAUUAAUUCAAUAAAACUAACAUUUACUAAAGUGAGCAACAACAUGUAAAAAACCAACAGUGUUAAUUGCAGACUGAUGCAGUCUUCUUCUCAGCAGACUUGUAUAAUAAUGGGUUUUUAAAGGGUGCUCUUUCUGUCAGCUUCCUACCAAAAUUGUCAUUUAAUUGGGGAUAAUAGAUGAAUUCGAGAGGAGAUCUCAUUGCUUAUUUUUAUUUUUAUUUUUUUUUUUGGAAACAGGGUCUUGCUCUGUCACCCAGGUGGCUGGAGUGCAGUGGCCUGAUCAUGGCUUGCUGCUGAAGCCUUGAAUUGCUGGGCUCAAGUGAUCCUCCUGCCUCAGCCUCCUGAGUAGCUGGGACUACAGGCAUAUACCACCAUGUUCAGCUAAUGUUUUCUUUUAAAAAUUUACUUGUAGAGAUGGGGUCUUGCUUUGUUGCCCAGGUUAGUCUCAUUCUGGUUUCAAGUGAUCCUCCCACCUCAGCUUCCCAAAGUGCAGGGAUUACAAGUGUGGGCCACUGCACUCAGCCCACAAUGUCUUUUAUUUUUUCUUCAAAAACAAUGUCCUUUUCUGUUUUAAUUGACUUAUAAGUUUCUUCAUUUGGAUCAUGGUUUAUUCCUAGUUUUUCUUGCAUUAUAUUUUCCUGCCAGUUAUAGUUUGUAAACAGAACAGCCAUUCAAGUGCAAAUAAAACCAUCCCUGAAGUGUCAUUUUCUUACUGAGCAGGUGGAUAAGAGUGAAAUAUUUUUAAAAUUCUGUGUCAGCAGAAAUGAGGAAAUGAGUGUUCUUACAUAAGUUGGUGGGGAAAAAAACAGGUACCAAGUUGCUGGAGAGGAUCUUGUCUAUAUGUAUCAGAUGUACAAUGUGCAUUGUCUUUGAGCCAAUGAUCCUGCUUCUCAGAAUGUAUUUUUAGGAUGUAAUUACAUGAGUGGAAAAAGAUGGUUUCAGAAAGAAAUAUGUUCUAAGAAUUUUGCAAUAAGAAGACCAUAAACGACCUGAAGCUUAAUGUAUAAGAGAUUAAGUAAAUUAGGGCAUCCCAUAUAAUGGAAUAACAUGGCUCCAUCAACAAUGAUCUAGACCUAUAAAAAUGUCCACAUAUUAUUGUCCAUGUCCACCACAUACUCCAGUCCUCCUACUUGCAAACAGUAGGUUAGAGAAAAAAUCUGGGAUACACAUUAUCCCAGGAAGCUUUUGGGGUUUAGAAUGGGUGCAACAUUCCCUCAUGACAGA
Molecule: messenger RNA, 4325 nt
Organism: Pan troglodytes (chimpanzee)
Lineage: Eukaryota; Metazoa; Chordata; Mammalia; Primates; Hominidae
Product: zinc finger protein 285-like
Biological process (GO): regulation of DNA-templated transcription
Molecular function (GO): RNA polymerase II cis-regulatory region sequence-specific DNA binding; DNA-binding transcription factor activity, RNA polymerase II-specific
Source: RefSeq, a predicted model, not a curated record